AUGUCGAACUUCCCAGCUGGAACCAACAGCGCUGUAUCAGUGCUUCAGGUGCUUCUCCCGUCAGUUCAGGAUGCUAAAGAUUUAAAGCUUGCUCAUAAUCUAUGUCAAUUAUCCAAGUUUGGGGGUGACCCAGUACUUUUUCUUCUAACUCAAGGGAUACAUGAGUUCUUCUGUGAUAACCUAGACAGUUGUCUGUCAAAUUGUCAAUCUGUGAUUGAUAUCUGUUGGGAGAAAUGUAAUACGGGUCACUGGAGAGAUGUGAAUGUAAUCUGGAGGGAGACAUAUUCAUAUGCAAGUUUGUUCAAGGCUCUUUGUCUCGACGGCUUAGGAAGACAGAUAGAGGCCAUGAAGACUUGUGACAUGGGACUUCUGUUAGGGGCCCCCAUUUUGGACAACAUUUUAACAAGGCUUGCAACUGAAUUUCAGAAAAAUGUUAAGUCAAGUAGUAUUAUUGAUCAAGACACAGCAGACAGUACUUUAAGUUGUUAUGAAUCUAAAAUUCAUGCAAAAGGAGAAAAACAAACAUUUUCAGCAGCUGUGAGAUCUAAAGAAAAAAAGAGGUUGAGGGACGACUCAAUGAAUCUUCAGCCUGAAUCUAGUGGAGAUGAACAGUUAUCUACAAGUAUUAAUUCUAUAAAGAAAAGGAAGGGUGUUGCAAAUUUACCCAUAAUUGACAAGAAUUAUGAACUGGGCCAUGUUUGUUGUCCAUCAAUUGAAGCUUUUCUCACAAAUCACAUGCAGAAAGACAAACCAGUAAUUCUUGAAGGAGUAAUGGAUCACUGGCCUGCAAGAACGAAUCAUCAAUGGAGUAUCAAUUAUCUUAAGAAUAUCGCUGGUUAUCGCACAGUUCCAGUGGAGCUGGGCUCACGUUAUACAGAUGACACAUGGACACAGAAAUUAAUGACAAUAGGAGAUUUUAUUGACAAUUAUCUCAAUCCAAUUGAAAAUGGACAAGAGUCUGAGAUUGCUUAUUUAGCUCAACACCAAUUGUUUGAUCAGAUCCCUGAGUUAAGAAGAGAUAUCAUUACUCCUGAUUACUGCUACCUUGGAGAAAGUGAUAAUGAGGUUAUCAUUAAUGCCUGGUUUGGACCUAGGGGUACAAUUUCACCCAUGCAUCACGACCCUUAUCACAAUCUAUUGGCACAAGUGGUUGGAGAGAAAUAUAUACGACUUUAUUCCAAAAGUGAAACAGGGAAGCUUUAUCCUCACAAAUCUACCCUACUGAAUAACACAAGUCAGGUAAUUUGUGUUCCUUUCAGAAGAAACAUAUUUGUGUACAGUCAGAGAAAUUGUCGUCAUUUCUCCUUUUGCAGUUGACCUUCAUUCUUUACAGAGAUGUUUCCUUCCCCCCCUUGGCAUGUUAAUACCCACAUUAGAAAACAAAACUGACCAUGUCCCUCUUUCUUACCCUAGUCUGUAAAGGAAGUUAGAGGUAUCUGGAGGAGUGUGUUUCCAUGGCAACAAUUGUUUUUCAGUGAUUAAUAUAAAUCAUUUGAUCAACUAAGGUGGAUGAGAUGGGCCUCUACUAGUAAACCUUCGUUUGUGUCUACUCAGCGUAUGCCAUUCGGAGCCAGUGGAGGAACUACUUAAAAAGCAGUUAACAUGUCAACCAAAGAAGCACAAAUACUACUGAAAUAACUUCAAAUAAGUGUCAUAUUUGAAAUACAAUCCUUAUCAGAAAUUAGAGAUACUUUUACAUAAAAAUAAGAUUUCUAUCCAAUUUUGUAUUUUCAGGUGGAUGUUGAAGUGCCUGAUCUCGUCAAAUUUCCUGAAUUCUCUUCAGCAGUUUAUCAGGAGUGUAUUUUGAAGGAAGGACAGAUGUUGUAUAUCCCCCCGUAUUACUGGCACUAUGUCAGGUCCUUGUCUCUCAGCUUUUCUGUCAGUUUCUGGUGGUCCUGA
This is a messenger RNA of Pocillopora meandrina, 1899 nucleotides long. Lineage: Eukaryota; Metazoa; Cnidaria; Anthozoa; Scleractinia; Pocilloporidae. The record is from the annotation of a GenBank genome assembly.